Australozyma saopauloensis is the source of this 2580-nucleotide messenger RNA. It is a transcript of the gene ATG1, whose product is annotated as serine/threonine protein kinase. Gene Ontology annotation, molecular function: ATP binding; protein serine/threonine kinase activity. Bases 1 to 2580 code for a protein of 859 amino acids. Gene Ontology annotation, biological process: response to starvation; autophagosome assembly; protein autophosphorylation. The record is from RefSeq and is a predicted model, not a curated record. NCBI's taxonomy places the organism in Eukaryota, Fungi, Ascomycota, Pichiomycetes, Serinales, Metschnikowiaceae. The transcript has a single exon. Gene Ontology annotation, cellular component: autophagosome; phagophore assembly site membrane; cytoplasm.
AUGUCAGAGACUUUGAUCGGUGAAGUGUACACCCUUGGCCCCGAAAUAGGCAAGGGCUCCUUUGCCACCGUCUACAAGUGCUUCGACACACGCACCAACCGGGCCGUGGCCAUCAAAAGCGUAGUUCGGUCGAAGCUCAAGUCCAAGAAACUCAUCGAGAACUUGGAAAUCGAAAUCUCCAUCCUCAAGUCCAUGAAGCAUCCCCAUAUUGUCGGUUUGCUCGACUACUCCCAGACCUCCACCCACUUCCAUCUAGUCAUAGAUUACUGUUCCAUGGGAGACUUGUCGUAUUUCAUCCGCCGGCGGGACCAGUUGAUGAAAACGCAUCCGGUCAUCCUGUCCCUACUUGAGCGCUACCCCUCGCCUGAGGGUUCCCAUGGUUUGAAUAACACAUUGGUGGUCCAUUUCUUGAAGCAGUUGGCGUCCGCUCUACAGUUCUUGCGCUCCAAAAGCUUGGUGCAUCGAGACAUCAAGCCGCAAAACUUGCUUCUCUGUCCUCCGGUGCACUCCAGACAGGAGUUCAUCGACGGGCACUACGUGGGUUUGUGGGAAUUGCCCAUUUUGAAAAUUGCUGACUUUGGCUUUGCGCGCUUCUUGCCAUCCACCUCCAUGGCUGAGACCUUAUGUGGCCUGCCGUUGUACAUGGCUCCCGAGAUCUUGCGCUACGAAAAGUACAAUGCCAAGGCAGAUCUCUGGUCCGUGGGCGCGGUUUUGUAUGAAAUGACCGUAGGCAAGCCUCCGUUCCGUGCCGCUAAUCAUAUAGAGUUGUUGAAGAAUAUUGAGAAGGCUCAAGACCGUAUCAAAUUCCCUUCGUCAGCUCAGGUCUCGGACCCCUUGAAGGCCUUGAUACGCCUGUUGUUGAGAUACAGCCCCACUGAAAGAAUCUCUUUCUCAGACUUCUUCGGUGACUCGCUUCUCGUAGAGGAAUUGCAAAGUAAUGAUACGCCUCUAGAGACCUCCAACAUGGAUGAGAACUUGUUCAUCAGUGAGUAUAUUUCACCAAUUAAGCCAUCGGAUCGUGCAAAGCUCAUGAGCCCAGUCGCCCCAAUGGUGCCUGCUGAAACUCUUACUUCUGAUGAGCCCUCUAAAGCUCCCGUUGCAGAGCGUAGUGACCAUUCAUCCACCGGUGCUACGCCUCACGUUGAUAUUCACGCCACCUCUCUGACUUCAAGAGACGACCAAAUCAAGCUGAUAAUAGACAGAAACAGCCCUGAUCCUGCCAAUAUUUCCGUCCAUUCUAUUCAGCCGAAGUACACUGGUGGUGAUUCGAAGCAAGCCUCCCUGGGCAAGAAUCGUGACGAUAUAAUCUUGGAAAGGGAUUAUGUCGUUGUCGAGAAACGCGCGGUGGAAGUCAAUGCAAUAGCUGACGAGCUUGCUCGCGUUGGAAAUGGAGCUUUCAACCGUAGGCGUCUGAGCGGCGCUAGUAGCGAGCGAGAUGCUCUUAUUUCUCGCAGAAAUUCACAAAGAUCGAAUUCAGCGGACAGUACCAGCAUCCCAACAUUUGCAGGUGAUAGACGUGUCUCAAUCUCAAUUUCUCCUACGAAUGCUUUGGGCAAAGCCAUAACUUUGGCCUCAAAUCGUCUCUUCGGAAGUGGCAAUACUGCUCCUGUGAUACCAGAGGAGGGAAACUCGCAACUCGAUUCGGACAGACAUUUGAAGUACCCCGGCAGCAACUAUUUCGAUCCAAAUUUCGAAAACAACUUGUUGCUCAACAAGUGGAAUUUGCCUGUUCCUGCCACCCUCUCUGAGUCUCCGCUGCAGACGUCCAGUAAUGAGGAUGCGUUAAUGAAGGAUGACGAGAGAAUUCUCAGAGAAUUGGAAUCUAUCGCAACAAAAGCCCAUGCGGUCAAUCUCUUUGCAGAUGUGAAGUUCAGUCAAUUGAUUCCUUCGCCUCCAUCAUCUGAUGCCAAUGAGGAAUUCUUGCAGAACACAGACUUGUUGCCACCAAAAAUGGUGAAGACUAUCAGCGAGGAAGGAGUGGUUUUGUAUGUCAAGACUUUGUCUUUGUUUGCAAAGGGUAUGAAGCUUGCCAGCGAUUGGUGGAGCUUGCAUUACGAUAAAGACGAGAUUUCGGGUGAGCAAAAUCUCGUCAGAUCAUUGAACAUGCAGACUUCGAUGAAAAUCAAUGAACUUGUUCAGUGGAUUCGUGAGAAAUUCAACGAAUGUUUGGAAAAGGCUGAGUUUAUCAAGCUUCGCUUGGAGGAGGCAACCCUCAGCAUUUCCAAGUCAGGACCUUAUCAUGAUUCGUCUUCGUACAAAGAAAGUAAGGUUUAUGUGGGCGCUUCAACAUCCGCAUCCAACGCCAAUGGUGGUCGUGGAGUGAUCGUUGCAGAAAAGUUGAUCUUUGAUCGUGCAUUGGAGAUCUCCCGAACUGCUGCUGUGAACGAGCUUGUCAAGGAGGAUCUCAAGGGCUGCGAGCUCGCUUACAGUACGGCGAUUUGGAUGUUGGAAGCACUUUUGGACGUAGAAGGUACCGAGGACGGUAAGCUUGAUGGCGAGGAUAAAGUUACGGUGGAAAAAUUUAUUCUCGGUAUCGGCAAUCGGUUGUCCGUUCUCAAGCGGAAGCUUGACUUAAUGUGA